AUGGCUCCAGUUACCCGGGCAUCCACAAAAAGAAAGCAGGAAGAAAGCUGCCGCACACAGAAGACCAACACAGUUCCAAGAGUGGACAGCCGUGGGUUUGAACGACUUCUUGAGGAAAAAGGGGUUUUUGUCAAUGCCCGCGCAGGUAAACCGUUCGUGCAUCAGGAGAGUAUCGAUCUAUGCAACAACCUGUUGAAGGGCGAUUACCCUAACCCGGUGCGGACGCAUCUCCCAGUCGACAAAUUCCAAGUCAUGAUGGACCAUAUACGGGGCCGCAACAAGAGGCGCAUCUUCCGGGAUGUCACCCCCUUCCUCGUGCCUUCGCCAGAUACACUCUUUUUCUGUGGUGAAGAAAAAUUGCGAGACGCCGCAGAAGCGACAAGGGUUUAUUGGGGACAAUAUGACCAAAUGGCAGGUCCAAAACCGAGACCGGAUAUGACCAUCGGCCUAGCGAAAACCGCCUUCACUGCCGCGGAGAUUAAGAAGUUACGGUUCCUUACCUCCCAUGAGACACCGACACUUUUUGCGGGCACCAUCUACUUUCCGUUUCUCAUCUGCAAAGUCAGGAGAAAUGAAACAGCAUUGGUCCGAGCUCUACGACAGAGCACAAGAGCCAGUGCCAUAGCCGUCACCGCUAUCGUUCAGCUGCACCGCCGGGUCUUGGGGAACGACGAAGCUGAAAAGCUCAGCGGCAAGAUCCUGGUCUUCUCGGUUUCUCACACAUACCAUCACGUCACGAUACGCGGACACUUUCCUGUCGUUAAAGGAACUGAUACUAAGAUCUAUUGCUAUAACGUCUUCCAUCUAACCCUGGAGGAAAAUCCUGUGACUGACGCCCGAAAGCUGACGUAUAACUUUGUACGAAAGAUAUACGACGAUUUCUAUCCCAAACAUCUGAAGAGCAUCACAGACGUUCUUGGAAAGAUGAAGGCUAUUGAAACGAUGUCGAUUGCGUCGGAUAUCAGUGGCGACUUGGAUCAGUCAGAAGAGUCACAGCCUGCGCACUCGUCGAGCCUGUCGAGCACGUCGAACCUGUCCAGCUCGUCGUACCUGUCGAGCCCGUCGAACCCGUCAAGUCCGUCGAAUCCGUCAAGCCCGUCGAAUCCGUCAAGCUCGUGGAACCCGCCAAAGGCAAACACUACACCAAAGUCCGAUGGUCCAGCCAGAAAGAAACAAAAGAGAGCACCGGCUGCCGAAGAGGAGCAAACUCAGGCACCGAGGGGUGAGGUAGUUAAGUGGGAACAGAGCGUCAUGGACGCGGUCCAGGAGCUCAAGGAGAUGAUUAUGAAGACAACGACGUGCCAGAAGCAGGGCUGA
Molecule: messenger RNA, 1317 nt
Organism: Fonsecaea pedrosoi CBS 271.37
Lineage: Eukaryota; Fungi; Ascomycota; Eurotiomycetes; Chaetothyriales; Herpotrichiellaceae
Exons: 1
Coding region: 1-1317 (438 amino acids)
Source: RefSeq, a predicted model, not a curated record